Molecule: messenger RNA, 1698 nt
Organism: Marasmius oreades (fairy-ring Marasmius)
Lineage: Eukaryota; Fungi; Basidiomycota; Agaricomycetes; Agaricales; Marasmiaceae
Exons: 1
Coding region: 1-1698 (565 amino acids)
Source: RefSeq, a predicted model, not a curated record
AUGCGUUCAAAUCGUCGUCGAUCCCUUUAUAAACGUACACAAACCAACUCGCCUAGACAGCUUCCUCCAACGAUAACCAGCAGUUUCAACUGGUGGCCAUAUCCUUCCUGGGGUGCAACCACUACCUCUACACCAGCCCAGGCAAUAGCUACUAUUACCACCACAGUCUUGCCUAUCCAGCCGGCAACAUCUACCACGGCUACUCCAGAAGUCCUUUCUUCUUCCCUCAUCGCACCCAGUAUCGCCACACCCGUUUCCUCGAAUUCAAGUUCAAGCAUCGGUUCCUCAAUCACUUCUCCUCCUUCUGAUAGCCAUGGGAUUACCACAAUAACUGGAACUCGCGAUUCUCAGUCCGGCGCACCUUCAACCGUCGUAGAAUACCCCAAGGUUCACCCUGCCUCAAACAAUCAAAAUCUGAACAUGAUCCUCAUACCGGUGUUUAUUGUUCUGGGGUUAGUUGUCGGAAGCGUCAUUGCUUGGUUUGCUUACGGCUGUUUCACUCGUAAACCUGAAAGGAGGAGAAGAAGAAGUGAACUGGAAGUCGGCCCAGCUUAUUGUCCCUCCAGCCUCAGUUCCAAGGGAACAGGUUCAAUACAGGAGAAGAUACCUCUUAGUGGAGGAGAAAGAUGCGAUGACCGUGACGCUGCUUCUGACGAUGGCCACAGCUGGCAUGCAUUGGAUGUUAAUGACGACCACGACGCCAUACCUACCGAUGAGCGCGCCGCUUUUCUUGGUGGCCCUCAUCCCGUCAAUCCUGGGUAUCUUGCACCUUUACCUGCGACUCGAAAGCCACAAUCGUCUACUCAAGGUCUUUCCAGGGCAAAAACGGGCACAUCUGUCUCGGUAUAUUCGCAACUUAACGACGACGACGAGUUUGAUGAAGUAUCUUUUAUGGGCGAAAGCACCUUUGAUCCUAGAUCUCCUCGUGUUCCUCUUUCAACGUCUCCUCCAAAGAAGAAGGAACAGGCUCUCAAUCCGGACUCUAUGCGUCGUGCACCUACGACGGCCACUACCACUACGAUGGCUAGCUCUGAUACACGGACGGUUUCUCUCUCGCGUCGACGGCCUACUUGCUCUCGAGUCGAUACAACCUCAUCUGCCGACGAACGGAAGAGUGUCAAAGAUCUGAGCCGUGCGAAUACGGCAAAGACGACGAAGACGACGAGAACGACAAAUACCACCACCACCACCACCACGCGUUCGGGAGCGAAUACCGCUAUGAGCUUUAGAAUCGUGGAAGAAUCGCCUUUGCCUACUCCUCUACACAGUCCUCCUGCUAUUGAUGCUUCGGGAUUCUCUUGGGCUGGAGUUGGCGAGAUGCUGUGGGGAAAUGGGGAAGGGAAUCGGAACGGGGGUGGUUCCGAUCGGUAUACGAAUCUACCUGAUCGUGGUGGGAGAAGUCCAGUCAAGAAACGGUCUUUAGGGUCGACUAUGAGUGGUGGUGGUGAUGGUGCAUCUACGAGGACCGGGAGGACGCGAGGUAAAUCUGUUACAACUGCUGGAGAAAGGUCUAGUAGACCUGUAUCUCGAGCUGGAUCGAGUGAGGGCGAGCAAGGUCAGGAAAGAAGAUUGAGGGACUAUUAUGGCCAUGGAGGUCCACAUAGCCAUUCACACCACAAACUACCUCAGAGCCCUCCGCAGGUGACAAGUCCCAAGUUGGAGGGGGACUUGUGUUUCAGCCCGGCUUUAGGGCGGUAA